This is a messenger RNA of Prinia subflava (tawny-flanked prinia), 2312 nucleotides long. RefSeq names its product free fatty acid receptor 4 (gene FFAR4). The coding region runs from base 516 to 1586 and encodes 356 amino acids. The record is from RefSeq and is a predicted model, not a curated record. Lineage: Eukaryota; Metazoa; Chordata; Aves; Passeriformes; Cisticolidae. Gene Ontology annotation, biological process: G protein-coupled receptor signaling pathway; cellular response to hormone stimulus; hormone secretion. The transcript is spliced from 3 exons. Gene Ontology annotation, molecular function: peptide binding; G protein-coupled receptor activity; taste receptor activity. Gene Ontology annotation, cellular component: plasma membrane.
AGGCUCCUGAGGAGAGCUCUCAGAGUGGUGUGGCAGGCAUCCACGUUUCUAGCCAUGCACACCCCACUGGAUGGGACCCUCCUGGGUGGCCUCCCAGAGUCACUGGCACCCUAGGGCCUGCCUGGAGAGCCAAGCAGACCAGAGCUGGCAUUGGAUGAGGUGGCUGGGCCUGGGCAUGGAGAUGCCACCGUGCUGACCCACGCCCUGCCCAGGGAGGUGUCGGGCAGCCCCUCACUGCCCACGCACUGCGGCCUCGCCUUUGUGUGAGCUCCACCGUGUUUACUCUCCCACUUCCUUGUUCCACUGCAGUGCGAGGGCCAUAAACCGCCUGGCUGGCACGGCUGAGCCCUGGGUAGCAGGGCAGGAGGAAAAGGAGGGAGGGGAAUGGCGGUCAUCCCCUGGCUCUGUGCUGGGAGGGCACCCCAGGUGCCUCCGUGGUGGUUGGGAGCUCAGCCCUUCCCCUAGGGCUGGUGCCACCAUCCACGGUGGGUCUCUGAUGCCCACUGGCCACCCUCAUGCUGGUGUCCAGGGGCACACCAGGAGGGAACAGGACCUAUUUCCCCUUCUUCUCGGACUUCAGGGGCCGCAAUGUGACGGCCCUGCGCAUCGGCGAGUCAUCUGCCCUGGCCUUCAUCUUCCUGCUGUCGUUGGCGGGAAACAUCUGGGGCAUCUGCCUGCUGGUGCGGCGGCACCGCCGGCUCUGCGCCGCCAACUGCCUCGUCCUCAACCUCUUCUGCGCCGACCUGGUCUUCAUCACCGCCAUGCCCUUCAUCGCCGUCGUGCGCUGGACCGAGUCCUGGGUGCUGGGCGACGCCGUCUGCCACCUGCUCUUCUAUGUGGUGAGCCUGAGCGGCACCGUCAUCAUCCUCUCCCUGUCGGCCGUCAGCCUGGAGCGCGUCGUCAGCAUCGCCCGGCUGCGCCACGCCGCCUUCCGCCGCCGCAAGGUGCUGGCCGCCGCCUUGCUCCUCAUCUGGGGCUUCGCCGCCCUCGCCACCCUCCCGCUCUGCUGCUUCUUCACCGUGGUGCGGCUGCCCGCCCCCGCCGGCCAGGACAUUCAAAUUUGCACCCUGGAUUGGCCCAGCACUGCAGGAGAAACAGUCUGGGAUACCACCUUUGCCAUUGUUUUCUUUCUGAUACCAGGAUUCGUCAUUGUCAUCAGUUACUCCAAAAUCUUACAGAUUACAAAAGCAUCAAGAAGAAGUUUAAAUGCUGGUUUAGCCUACUCAGAACAUCAUCACAUUCGUGUCUCCCAGCAAGACUACAAACUAUUCCGAGCCCUUUUUCUGCUGAUGAUAUCUUUCUUCAUUAUGUGGAGCCCAAUAAUAGUUAUUAUUUUUUUAAUUUUAGUUCAGAACUUCAAAAAAGAUUUAAAUAUUUUGCCAUCAGUUUUCUUCUGGAUAGCAGUAUUCACUUUUGCCAACUCUGCUGUCAAUCCAGUUCUGUAUAAUGUUGCCCAUUUCAGACGUAAAUGUCAGGAAAUUCUUCUCUGUUGUACAGGGAACCCUGAAGGGCAUGGAGCAGGUACAGAAACCACUGCAAGAAGAAGUAACCGUGAACAGCCACAUUUGUCUUUCAUUACCAGAUAAUUGUGUGAAGUCUCUGCUGUGCCACACUUUGGAUUUUGUCUAUGCUAUCCCAGGUCACAUAGGUCAUUAUGUAGUAUUAUUAUUAUCAUAUUAUAGUAUUACAUGCCAGAGGAGGAGGGAAAAAAGCUAAAUGUGUAUUUUUAAUUCCUGCAGGUAAAAUUCUCUUGACUUCAUUGCUUUGCCACAGUAAGGUUUGAACAAUUUAAUCCAAUGGAUUGAAUUCUCCUCUUAUGCUGAAAUAAAUAGAAAUACGGCAGUGAACUUGGUGAAUGUAAAAUAGUUGAAUUAAGUACUUUAAACUUUCUAGUGAAAAUUUUCAUCCUCAGAAAGUAUCUGCUUUUUUAUUUUAAUCCAGUUUUCAAAGGGAACUUGAUUAAACAGUUCAAUAACUGACUGCCUGAACAUAGGUUUGAGCAGACUAACUGAAACAAGGUAAUGAACAUGUGUUAUCACCAAAUAAAUGACCAGUUUGAUUCCAUCUCAGAUUAAAAAAUAUGGACUUAAUAUAUGUGAAUUUGCAAGAAUAAAUAAAUAAAUGGUUGUCAUGUGUAAAAUAGUUCUUUUAAAAAUAUGUAUAUUUUUUAUGUCUUCACUAGUCAUAUAAUAAAGUUAAUUAGUGAUAUAUGGGGUCACUGAAAUUCCUUUCUCUUUUCUAAACGAUUUCCAGUAUUUUAUAAAGAAAAUAUAAUGAUCUAUCUGAAAAGAAAAUACAUAUACUUGGAGGUU